AUGGUUCUAAAAGCAAUUAACAAAAGGCUGUUUUCUGAGAAUAUUAGGGAUCUGUCGCAUUUGAAGCAGACUUGUUCUAUAGAUUACCAUUAAUUUUUUGAUAAUAGCAAGCAUGAAUAAACAUUUUAGUUAAUAAAAUCAGGUAUUCAAAAUGAAUCAAGUACUGGGCUAGUUAUUAUUACAAAUGUUCCUGAAAUUGAAAUAUUAAGAAAUCGACUCUUUAAAAGUUUUAGAGAUUUCUUAGUUCUCCCAGAUCCUUAUCUUUAGAAUCUAUAGAAAGUUGAAUAUGGUUAUGGAAUAGGUUGGAAUCAAGGCGGGAAAACCUAGAGAUAUAAGUGGGAUUCUGAGGCUGAUGAACCUCUGUCGCAGUCAUUUUAUGCUAAUCCCGUGUAAGAUGAUUUUUUAGAUCACGAUGGUCGACAAUGUCAAAAUGUUUGGCCAACAGAACUAAUGCCAUAGUUUGAAACUGACUUUAAAUCAACUAUUAAGCCUAUGAUGAAAGUUGGAAUGAGAUUCUGUGAAUUUAUUGACUAGAUUUUGAUUGAGAUGUACCCUGGAUAUAACCCACUUUUGAAAAUCAACCUUGAAAAAUCAGAAAAAAUGAAGGCUAGGCUACUGCACUAUAAGGCUGCUUCAAAUGUUUCAAGUUCCAGCGUAGCAAACCACAAUUUAGUAUAGAAUGUUCAAAACCCUGUAAAAUUAGCCUCUUGGCACAAAGACUAUUCGUUAGCGACCUUGCUUCUAUCAUCUGCAUUUAUCAACAAGCAAGGCCUUACUGUUGAUAGUUUGAAUGGAAAAGGUUUGGUUGUGAUUGAUAAUGCAGGAUAACAUAGAGAAGUUGAUAUACCUGAAAGCGCGAUAGCAAUACAGAUCGGAGAAAUCAUUGAAAUAAUGUCAGCUGGUAAAAUAAUGGCUCGCCCUCAUGCAGUUAUAAACAAUUACUGUAAAUCUUUGAGAAGAUAAAAUUUGGCUCUCUUUUUGGAGCCACCAUAUCAAGCAAAGAUAGAGGUACCUGUUGACCAUAUUAGUUUUGCAGAGUACUAGAAUAUCGCCUCACUAAAUGCAAGAUGGAGAAAUAACAUGACAUUUAGAGAGUUUUAUGUGGCUUGCAGAAAAUACUAUCGGUAAGAAACAGAUGCAGUAAUUCAUUUUUACAUUCCAAGCGAUCGAGCUGAAUACCAUUUCUUAUCAAAUUUUUAUGAAGGUUCUCCCUUCCAAAUCAAUGGCAAAAUGUACAAAACUGCUGAGCAUUAUUACUAGAGCCAAAAAUUUGCAAAUUUCAAUGAAGAAUUAAAGGAGAAAAUUAUCGCAGCUACCUCUCCCGCAGAAUGUAAAAGGGUUGCUAACGAGUAUCAGAUGCUCGAUUCACAGACUAACUAAAACUAAAACCACUGGAAUAAAUGGGAAAAAAUCAAAGUAGACGUGAUGUAAAUUGCCAUAAAUGAAAAAUUUGGACAGAAUCAAAUACUAAAGGAGAGACUUGUUUAGACUGGAAAUGCGAUCCUAAAAGAAAAUAGUCCAUUCGAUUAUUUUUGGGGCGGUACUUUAGCUGGCUCCAAAAAUUAAUUAGGAAAGCUAUUGAUGGACUAUAGAGAGCGCCUCCGAAGUUAUGUUUGA
This is a messenger RNA of Stylonychia lemnae, 1617 nucleotides long. NCBI's taxonomy places the organism in Eukaryota, Ciliophora, Spirotrichea, Sporadotrichida, Oxytrichidae. The record is from the annotation of a GenBank genome assembly.